GGUGGUCGCUCUCUUGUUUCUUUCUGCAGAGAGAUAAAAUUUUGCAAUUUGUGCGAAGCUUUACCGCGAUGACGUCACCGUACACGGUUUAUUUAUAAGAUAGCCGACGACGUUCUCCGAUUCGUACUUCGAACUUGUGUUCGUGCACCUGCACGUCGCAAAAAACCGCAAGCCACAUCGCGUAUUCCACAGUUUCGCGUCGUCCUCGAGGAAAGUACGUGAAUCUAUAAAUAGAGCCUGAGCCGACAAACAAAGUACCGCUGCAAAGUUUGUUUCGACGUUCAGCGUUAAAAUUGUCGCUAUUAAAAACAAGAUAUUUGCGUAUAAACGAAAAGAAACUAAGAAAUAAACAUGAGUUUACAGUGGACACUCAUUGCUGGUUUUCUGUAUAUUGAAGUUGCUAUAGUUCUUCUUCUGGUAUUACCAGUAGCUUCGCCAACUAGAUGGCAAAAGCUCUUUAAAUCUCGUUUCUUGCAAAGUCUAAGCAACCAAGCCUCCGUUUAUUUUGUGAUUCUACUUGGCAUCUUGGUUCUCUUUCUACUGGAUGCUAUUCGAGAAAUGCGAAAAUAUUCCAAAAAUGGAGAUCACACAGAGCAUCAUCAAUUAAAUUUAGAAAUGCAAGAAAACAUGCGGCUGUUCCGUGCACAGAGAAACUUCUACAUAUCUGGCUUUGCGCUAUUUUUGAGUUUGGUGAUACGGCGUCUUGUUAUUUUGAUAUCCACUCAAGCUACAUUACUUGCGCAAAAUGAAGCAGCCAUGCGACAAGCUCAAUCUGCAACAACCACAGCUAGGAGCUUACUGUCCCAGAGGACAAUUGGGGAAAGUGCACAGAAUGAUUCUAAUGAAGCACAUGACAAACAAGUUUCAGAAUUGAAAAAUCAGAUUAAAGAAUUGCAAGUUAAAAAUUUGGAACUCGAGAAUAAUUUAACUAAAGAAAAAGAUAAAGAAGCGGUAAAAUCGCAGGCAGAUUCAGUUGCAAAAGAAUACGAUCGUUUGUCUCGCGAACACGCAAAACUUACGCAGUCGAGUAGCGAUAAGAAAAGCGAUUGAAUGUUUUUUGAAGAUUUGUUCUGAAAUCUUUUUUUUUAUUUUUACUUUAUUGUUUUAUUUUUACUUUAUUGUUUUGCUCACAGUCGCAGCUCUAAGUCUUAAGACAUUGUUAUGUUGUAUUGAAUUUUGUGUUGCAUAAUUUUUGAACAAGAACCACAUUUCACGAGUUACAAUUAAAAUAUAUUUAUAAGUUUCGUUAAAAGGUUGUAUAUAAAAAUAUUAAUGUAAUGUGCCUCAUAAUACACAUUAUAUAUCCUUUUU
Molecule: messenger RNA, 1311 nt
Organism: Nylanderia fulva
Lineage: Eukaryota; Metazoa; Arthropoda; Insecta; Hymenoptera; Formicidae
Product: B-cell receptor-associated protein 31
Biological process (GO): intracellular protein transport; endoplasmic reticulum to Golgi vesicle-mediated transport
Cellular component (GO): endoplasmic reticulum membrane; endoplasmic reticulum
Source: RefSeq, a predicted model, not a curated record